This is a messenger RNA of Hemiscyllium ocellatum (epaulette shark), 3854 nucleotides long. It is a transcript of the gene tcta, whose product is annotated as T cell leukemia translocation altered. The transcript has 5 exons. The coding region runs from base 157 to 525 and encodes 122 amino acids. NCBI's taxonomy places the organism in Eukaryota, Metazoa, Chordata, Chondrichthyes, Orectolobiformes, Hemiscylliidae. The record is from RefSeq and is a predicted model, not a curated record.
UGUCGGUUGGUCAUUCCCCCAUCCCCCUCCCAGUCACCUCCUUGUCCCGGGCGGGCUCGGUGCUUCCAGUAUCGGCAGUGUCCCAGUCAGUGACUGGCGGGCAGCUAGGGGCGAGGGAAGGUUCCACUCCCGAGUGAUGCGGCUGCCGGAGCGGCGAUGGAGGCGCCGUCUUGGGAUCUCGGGCUGUUCUCAUUCCUGCUGGAGCGUCUCCUCUCCUUCUGCAGCGAGUUCGCUCAGGACUGGAGCAGCAACGACAUGAGGGUGACCAUCUUCAAGAUCCUACUGGGCUGGCUGCUGGGCAGCUUGGUGGCUAUCCACAUGGCCUGGAAGUUUUAUGGGGCGACAGUCAAUGACAUGUACUACAGGCAAGUUUACAAGUCCUUAUGGCACAGAAGAGGUCGUUUGCCCAUUGAGCCCAAGUUAUAUGUCUCUAGUGCAAUCCAGUAUUGGAGGUCAGAAUGGAGGUACUCCAGACAGCUCUUCAAACUUUACCAGUUGGGACAAUGCCAGUGGCGAGUCAAUUAAAAGUCACAGGGAGUGAGUGAUGAAGAUGUGUGAAACCUGCAGCUGAGACAUGAGGUGGCUUGCUGUGUGGAGUAAAGUUAUUGAGACUGUGGAAUGUUCAAACUGCUGUUGGGUGCUAAACUCUACAAAAUAUUGUAUGUUGCACCUGAUGACUUGAAAUGUGCCAUUGUGACUCAGUGCUGUUAUUUUUCUUUCCUAAUAUUCUUGGGCUUUGCUGAGAAUCCAGGGAAGUAUAUGUUGGCACAUGUCAAUUGAAAGGUACUAGCAAUGAAAAUGUUGAUUAUUUAAAUGUGUUGUGCUAACACAACUCCCCAGGAUUUUGAAUAGUGCUAUAAAAUGGAUCUUAUCCGAAGGAGAUUAAAAAAUAUCAAUAUGAUUCUAUUUGGAAAGAUUAAAAUCAAGUAGUGAUGGAUGUCAUUUGAUGAGCCCAGAAGUGGAUUAUCAAAGAACUAACAAGGUUUUUGUAGACAAUGACAUGAUGUUCUGCAGCAGUUUGUUGAGGAUAUACUAAUUUGAAUUGGGUAACAUCAGGGAACACAGAUCCUUCAGGUAAAAUGUCUAUAUGCCAAUCUAUAAAUUGUUUUCAUGUUGACCCCAAAGUGCAAUGGGAUCGUUUUGUAGACCCAAAAGAGACAUUGGUAGAAAUUAAAACAGACCAGUUUGAGUUUGAUAUCCCAUAUGCAGUUGCUUUUGUUUUGUCCUCUGUAUGCAUGCAAAUAAUGGCAGAACCCAAGCUGAUUUGUGUACAGACAUGGCCAAAACAGUUCUCCGCAGCAUUAUCAAUGAUGAGAAUGGGAUGACCUCUGAAGGAGCUAAAUAAAGUGACGUAUUUGUAUCUGAGGCAAUUGCUCAAUCUUCCUGUGAACACAUAUCAUUAAUUUUUCAUGGUGGGAACACCUUUUGGCAACUGUAUGUCCUGCGGAAAGUUAAUGACCUGUAACCUGUUGAGGACCUGUAACAGCUGAUUUCAAUUUAAGUCUUUCAAUUGGUGAGAAACUGAGGAGCUUAUUACCAAUAUCCAGUAAAAUAAUUAUUGGGUGGCAUGAUUCUGGUAUGCCUAUAUUUAGAGCUCAUGUCAGUAACUUGGCCUACAUAGUAUAAUUCUAAUCUUGAUCUUGCUGUUGAGAAAAAUAUUUUUCAGGAGAAACUUUCAAAUGAUGGUACCCUAUCUCUUACAUGAAAAAUGCAUGACACCUUGCUUAUAGUGUAUCUUGUGUACUCAUUUGCCUGACUGAACCAACUUUUCAGGCAUGCUGUGAAGUGAGUGCCCAGAACGGCUGAGAGGCUGUUCAUCCAUUCGAAUCAGGAUUCCAUACCUGUUGUAAAACCCAGGUUUUAACUUUUAAAAGAAUACUGGCUGGACCUCACAGAGUAUGCAAGUACUUUUUGACUAUACCUUAAGAGGCCUCAUUGAUUCUCUUUAAAGGGAUGCCCUUACUGGAAAGGUUAUUUUUAAAAAACUCAAAAGCAGGAGUGCUUCACUGGCUUACAAUAAUGAUGUAGCCCGCUACGGACCCAUUUCCUCAACUGUGUAAACCAACAUACCGCAAAACUAGUAAACUGAACUGAACCCUCUGGUACCCCCAAUUUAGCUACAGAAUGUUACUGAGACCCACAUUAGGGCAUGGUUUGUUUCCCAACAACCAUGUUAGGUGCACGCUGCAUGAGCAGAACCAGUAUUCAUACCUGUUGACUGUCACAUUGCUUUCCCACAGGGAGGUAGAGCAUUACCUUGGGGUUGUCAAAGGUGUUGGUUUUGAUAAGUCCUUGGUUCAGCUCACCCUGUUCCACAAAGCUUAACUAACACACUUCAAUUUGCUGACUGGAUUAUCAUGCACUUACUACUCGCUUUAACAUUAUGUGAAUGAAAUAGACUUUACAUACAUAAUGUCUAAGAAACCUGAAAUGCUAAAGUCCACAAUGUACCACAGAAAAAUCAACUCUAAAUGGAAAGUCAGGACAAGAACCCAUAAUUCGUUAACUUUCCAUCUUAAGAAAUCAGUAGGAAGUUAUAGUGAAGGACUUUGUCAUAGCAGAAAUAGAUACAUAAUGAUAGAGUGUUCAUCUCCAUUAAUCUUGAUUUUUAUGUCUCUAUUUAAAUUCCAAAUAAAUCACAAGUUGCCAUUAAGUUUUCUAUAUUUUGGCAAUCUGUCUCCACAUUUUCUUUUGCUCGGCCUCAAAACUAUUGGGAAAAGUGAUGCAAUGUUAUGUAACAAUAUAGAAGCAUGGUUACCUUGCACAGAAUGAAUAUUUAAAUUCAUGCAAUCUGCAGCUGGAGUGAAGUGAUAUUGUAUCUUUAGUUGCUGUCAUGAUACAUUGUGUAUUUUCAAAGCAAAAAUUCUUGAAGGAAAAUUUUAUUUUGCCGUCCAUACAAAGACUAUCUAAGUUGAGAGCAACUCAUGAAGUGUAUGCCAAGCAAUUUGCCUUUGUUUUUCAACAGUGUACCAAAAGAAGGACUGAAGUUUAAGAUGUAAACAGGCAUCUUCUGUUUGUAUAUUGCUUAAAAAUAUCCAGGAGCAAACAGAACCAUAAUUCCUUUUAGAUGUUCAGUGUAACAACAAGUGCAAGGAGAAAGGUGUUUGAAACUUCUAUCAAGCCUCCAUGAACUGAAUGCUAGUGUACAUGCAGUCCAGGGAGACUGAUUCUUAUUUAUUUCUCUAUCUCUGUACUCUGAAAGGAAGUGCUUGGCCUCUGCUUGUCAAUGUUGUUUGCAGUAGCAACAAGAUUAGUCACUCAAUACUUGCAUGUAUUCUGUGAUUAUGAUGCGACUAUGUUGCAUACGUUUCUUGGGCGUUUUCUUUCCCCCACCGGCAAUACUUAAAUGCUUCAGUAAAUGUUGCGACAGAAAUGGUUGAAAUAAAUCCAAAAGUAAAUGUUCUUUUUUUUAAGACGAGCAGCCAUAUUUUUCAGUUUUAUGCAGAACUUUUACAUGAAUACACGGAUAAUUUAUUUGUUUACUGGUCCCCUUUGAACUGCGGCAUUGAAACACCAUUGCUAUAUUACACUUUAAAAAAUAAAAGAGGAACUUUGGAUUUAGACAGCAGUUUGCCGAGAGUUAGUCUCAAAUCUCUAGAGACCCUGGAAUAAUUGUACUGAAGUAAUUUAUAUUCUACUGAAAUGCAUUUUUCUAAUAUAAAUAUUUUGUAUAUAUACAGUAGAUUUUGUAAAUCACUGUAAUCCUUAAAUUGGAUAAUCUUUGUAAACAUGUGCCCCUAAAGUUGAUUAACUUCUAUUUAUGUUGAAAAUGUAAAGGUUUCCUGACUGCUGUACAUUGGAAAAACUGCUGUAUGUGUGUAUGUAUAUAUGUAUAUUUAUCCUUAAUUUUGUUU